GGUUGGUGUUGUGGCGCGCAGGCGCAGAGACAGAUAUGGGGGCGGAGUGUCCGGACGCCUGGAUUAGGUGCAACCCAACCCGGCCAGUGACUGCUGCAGAAGAUGGCGGAGCUGCGCGCGCUCGUGGCUGUCAAGAGGGUCAUCGACUUCGCUGUGAAGAUUCGAGUAAAGCCCGACAAGUCUGGAGUGGUCACCGAUGGGGUGAAGCACUCCAUGAACCCCUUCUGUGAGAUUGCAGUGGAGGAGGCUGUGCGGCUGAAGGAGAAGAAGCUGGUGAAGGAGGUCAUCGCUGUCAGCUGCGGCCCCUCGCAGUGCCAGGAGACCAUCCGAACCGCUCUGGCCAUGGGUGCAGACAGAGGCAUCCACGUGGAGGUAUCAGAAAGCUUAGGCCCCCUGCAGGUGGCCCGGGUCCUGGCCAAGCUGGCUGAGAAGGAGAAGGUGGACCUUUUGUUCCUGGGCAAGCAGGCCAUCGAUGAUGACUGUAACCAAACAGGUCAGAUGACAGCUGGACUUCUGGACUGGCCACAGGGCACAUUCGCCUCUCAGGUGACACUGGAGGGGGACAAAGUAAAAGUGGAACGAGAAAUCGACGGGGGUCUGGAGACCCUACGCCUGAAGCUGCCAGCUGUGGUGACCGCUGACCUGAGGCUUAAUGAGCCUCGCUAUGCCACGCUGCCCAACAUCAUGAAAGCCAAGAAGAAGAAGAUUGAAGUGAUGAAGGCUGGAGACCUGGGUGUGGACCUGACCUCCAAGGUCUCCGUGAUCAGUGUGGAGGAGCCCCCUCAGCGCUCAGCGGGAGUCAAGGUGGAGACCACAGAGGACCUGGUGGCCAAGCUGAAGGAAGUGGGGCGGAUCUGAGACCCUCCCUGCUACUCUGCAAUAAAACUGUGCCUUUCCAAGCUGCCA
Messenger RNA from Meriones unguiculatus (Mongolian gerbil), 906 nucleotides. RefSeq names its product electron transfer flavoprotein subunit beta (gene Etfb). The coding region runs from base 103 to 858 and encodes 251 amino acids. Gene Ontology annotation, cellular component: cytosol. Gene Ontology annotation, molecular function: electron transfer activity. The record is from RefSeq and is a predicted model, not a curated record. The transcript has 6 exons. NCBI's taxonomy places the organism in Eukaryota, Metazoa, Chordata, Mammalia, Rodentia, Muridae.